AUGCCGGAAUUCGUUUAUGGCUCAGGGCCGCCACAGCCAGUCCCACCAAUGAAGCCAGAGCACAUAUCAGACGGCAUUACCUUAGUACGACCGCUUUCAAGAAAGGGCAUAGGGCCUGGUAUGAUCGUACUAUCGCCGAACGAGGAGUCAGCAACGCCGAUAGAGAUUCAGGACGGCAUUCCAUCACUACGCAUGAAAUGGGCAGAAGAAGGCUAUUGUGUGGUGGAGAUCAGGCCUCAAGCAUCAUCUUCAGCACUGAAGACGGCGAUCCAGAGGCUGAGCGAAUGCCAUGAGUGCGAGCCAAAGGAUAGGAUGGGCUUGAUCUGCUACGGUGCCGAAAUGUGGUCCAAAUCUGCAACCGCGACGGAGAGCCUCAAGGAUCGCAUCGUUUGCGCUGCGCUGUAUGCCGAGGCUGCACAGUUUUCGACAUUGUCUGCUCAAGCCUCCGUGCCCACCAUCUAUCACCUGGCCGGCGACGAGACGAAGAAGAGUUUGAAGCCAGGAAGUAAAGUGUACGAGUACGGCACGAACCAGCAGUACAGCUUCCCAAUACCGUGCCAUAAGGACUUUCACUAUGCCACGGAGGCGGUGUCACAUUCACGAAAUCUUGCGUUCCUGAAGCCACUUAUGGGAGGGCCAUACUUUGACCUCGAGCUUCUGUGGGAAGAGCACACAUAUUACGAGUUUGGCGAUCGGAGUGUUGCGAACACCAUGACGACUAUGGUCGAGGAGCCAUAUGUUAACCACGUUCCGACAAUGACCGGUGGCAUCGGGAGGAAAGCUCUCACAGACUUUUACACAAAUCACUUCAUCUUCUCCAACCCAGCCGACACUGAGCUCGAGCUCAUUUCCCGAACAGUUGGCAUCGACAGAGUAGUCGAUGAGUUCAUCUACAAGUUCACACACGACAUGACUCCAGAUUGGCUCUUCCCUGGCCUUCCACCAACAAACAAAUAUGUGGAGAUCCCCAUGAUGGCCGUUGUCAACAUUCGUGGUGACCGGCUUUACCAUGAGCACAUCACCUGGGAUCAAGGCACUGCUCUGAGGCAGAUCGGUGUUCUUCCGGAGACAUUGGUGCUGAAGGUCGACGCCAAAGAUGCUGGAACCAACGAGAAUAACGUCACGAAUGGUGCCAACGGCACGAAUGGACGUGUCAAUGGCAAUGGGGUGAAGGGUGGCGUUGUGAGGUAUGAGGUGAGCCUGCCCGUCGCAGGAACUGAUACAGUGGCGAAGAUGAGAGAUAAGAACUCUGUGGACAGUAACAAGAUGUUUGAGUUCAAGCCGAGGGAAUUAGGAGGCCAAUAG
Fulvia fulva is the source of this 1305-nucleotide messenger RNA. RefSeq lists its product as uncharacterized. Gene Ontology annotation, biological process: polyketide metabolic process. Lineage: Eukaryota; Fungi; Ascomycota; Dothideomycetes; Mycosphaerellales; Mycosphaerellaceae. The record is from RefSeq and is a predicted model, not a curated record. The coding region runs from base 1 to 1305 and encodes 434 amino acids. The transcript has 2 exons.